AUGCUUAUGAAACGAAACAACGCAACCAGCAUCACAUUUGACGGAGUACCAACCCAGGUUGAGGCGACACUUCGACAGCAGAUUGCUAGUAGCAAGACAGGUUCGCCAAAUCCUGUCACAUCUCUGGAGAACGCCCGCGAAAAGGUCCAAGUCAUCGCAGAGCUUGUCAAGGCUGGAGAGGCUAGUGCGCGCGUGGCACUGCUUGCUAUGAGUCAGGAGUGGGUGGCCUCCCACCUGGACAGUAAGUCGAUCGUAAUAGAUCAUGAAUGUGAACAAGGCAUUGCGAGGGGCGUGGAAGCGAUUGAAGCGAGCUUUGAGGAGCUCAGUAAGGAGAUAGAGGGUUUGAAGAAGAAGGCGACCGGUGCUGGUAUCGUUGAUUCUGCUGUAUGA
This is a messenger RNA of Fulvia fulva, 390 nucleotides long. RefSeq lists its product as uncharacterized. Bases 1 to 390 code for a protein of 129 amino acids. NCBI's taxonomy places the organism in Eukaryota, Fungi, Ascomycota, Dothideomycetes, Mycosphaerellales, Mycosphaerellaceae. The record is from RefSeq and is a predicted model, not a curated record. The transcript has a single exon.